This is a messenger RNA of Penicillium diatomitis, 2601 nucleotides long. Its product is annotated as condensin subunit BRN1. Lineage: Eukaryota; Fungi; Ascomycota; Eurotiomycetes; Eurotiales; Aspergillaceae. Bases 1 to 2601 code for a protein of 866 amino acids. Gene Ontology annotation, molecular function: chromatin binding. The record is from RefSeq and is a predicted model, not a curated record. The transcript is spliced from 3 exons. Gene Ontology annotation, biological process: mitotic chromosome condensation. Gene Ontology annotation, cellular component: condensin complex.
AUGCCUCGUGUCGCAAAUAAAGCCCACCGCCGCUCAGGCGGGGGUACUUCAACCCCUCAGAAGAACGCCCCCAUCCGCAUUCCCCUCAACGAUGACAUGGGUGAAAAGGCGGCGCGUAUGGAAGCUCGUCAAGCUCUCCAAGACCGCCAGAUGAACCAGAUCAAAGCUGCAGUCAAGACACCGAUGCCUGCACGUCGUUAUCGUGAGGAUGGCGACGAGGACCUCGACACGCCGCGCGGAUCUAACCACCGUGGUCGCGACAGCGAUGCACCCGGCCGAGGCGUAACCCCGAUGAAGCGCGUACCCAUUUUGGCGAAUUUCGAGGAGUGGAUGAAGAUGGCUACAGAUAACAAGAUUAACGCAAACAACUCCUGGAACUUCGCGUUGAUCGACUACUUCCACGACAUGUCACUUCUGAAAGAGGGCGACGGCGUCAACUUUCAAAAGGCGAGUUGUACGCUGGAUGGCUGUGUCAAGAUCUACACUAGCCGAGUUGAUAGCGUUGCGACCGAGACCGGAAAACUUUUGAGUGGCCUGGCUGAUAGUCGUGACAAGCGAGGCCGGGAUCCCGAAGCUGAGGGGGAAGACGGGGACGAGGAUGAGGAUGGUGAAGAAGGCUCCGGGCGCAAAUCGCGCAAGAAGACGCGAUCGCACGAGGCCACCCUUGCGCCCUCUUUCAAUUCGCUGCAACUCAAGAAGUUUGAGCUUGAAUUCGCCGUCGAUCCCCUGUUCAAGAAGGCCUCGGCUGAUUUCGACGAAGGCGGCGCUAAGGGAUUACUUCUCAAUCACCUGGCUAUUGACGGACAUGGAAAAAUCGUGUUUGACAGUAGCGACGACGCCGUUGACGACCACUCAAAGACUGCGGAGGAUGAGGACGAGCAGCCGGAGUCCGCUGAUCCAGUCUCUCAUGACGUGGAAACAUCAAAGAGCUCUCAACCAGCUGCCGAAACUUUUAACAACGACACAGACAUUGACCUUGCUACUUUAGCCAGUCAGUUUUUCCCGGAUCUUGAUCGACUCGGUGAGCAGGAUAUUUGCCCCUCGCUCAAGAAUCUGGAUCUUGGGGAUCCUGGCGCAAACCUGGAUAUUCCCCUUCUUAAGGCUCCCGAGGACUGGAGGCAUGACAAGAGUACCGAUGAACAUCGAUCUGCGGAAGACCCAUCUGGAAUCAUGCUGGAUGAUGACAAUGCCGUUGGAUUCGAUGAUGAUGAUUUAGUCGGCUUCGAUCUGAGUGGGGACGCUGGUUUCGGUGACGGCGGUGAAGCUUGGGCGAGAGAAGCCGCCUUAGAGCCCAUGCUCAAGGUACACCGGAUGGACCAUGACGGUCCCGAUGCUGAUGGCGAUGAGGAGAUGGCAGAUGAGGAUACUUUCGCUAUCUCCAUGUCGCAUCAACCUAGCAAACAGGACCAUGAGAGCAUCUUGAGCUAUUUCGACAACGCACUUCAAAAGAAUUGGGCUGGACCCGAACAUUGGAAGAUUAGGAGGAUCAAAGAUACGACAGUAAUUCGGGACUCGGGUUCCGUGCCCAAGCAACGCAAGGAAAAGGAGCCCUUUGAGAUCGACUUCUCUGCGCCACUUGACCCUCUUAUUGCAGAGCUCAUUUAUUUGCCCGCGAGUUCAAACUCGGCUAUCUCCAUCCCGAAGACGCAAUGGAAGACUAAAGGUCGUAAUCUGCUGCCUGAUGAUAAGCACUUCAACUCGAAGAGCUUGCUGAGUUUGUUUUUGAAGCCCAAAGCCCGUAUGGGAUCUAGGAGGCUUCUCAGCCGGAGGACGCAAGAUCCUAAGGAGCAGGUUUCUGGGCAUGGCGACAUGGAUGAAGCUUUCUGGGCAAAUCACAAGACAGAAGAUGCGACGGCUGACGAAGGCGGUGGCGGUGCUUACGAUGCCAACUUCUUUGCAGACGACGAUGGUCUCGCGUUCCCCAACGGCAUGGACCUAGAUGAUGAAGAUGAGAACUUGCCAUUUGCAGACGCGCGAGAGAUACUUUCACCAGCAGCUGAAGGCCGACCUGGUACUGCAGCUGGCAAUGCUACCGGUAUCACUGCGUUGUUGAACAUGGUUGGUGCCACGCCCGGCCGACCUGGAGCGGGCGGUUAUGGAUCACAGUUGGUAACUCAAGGUGGCCGUCGUGCUCGGCCAGAAUACGUCAACUACGCUCGGGUUGCGAAGAAAGUUGAUGUUCGACGACUCAAGGUCGAGAUGUGGAAGGGAAUGGGUGAGCGUCUUGUUGCCGCCACGGAGAACGCUUCAUCACAACCGGGUUCGAAUCCCAGUGAUCCCCCAGCUGAGCCUGACAGUGACGGUGACGAGCCAAUGCCACCGACUCCUCACUCAGGUAGACUGGGCGAAGCCGAGGACUCCCAAAAGGAUGGCAGAUUGAGAUUCACGCAUAUCAUGAAUGGCUUGAAGCAGGUCUAUCCCACGGAGACGUUACGGGAUAUCAGCACGUCAUUUGGUUUUAUCUGUCUUCUCCAUUUGGCCAACGAACAAGGCCUAGUCCUCGAAAGCGACAUGGACAAGAUGGCUAAUGAUGCCAUUGGCUUGGAGGAGAUCUAUGUCAGUCGUGAUGCCCAUGCUAUCAUUGAGGAAGGUGGCAUUUGA